Molecule: messenger RNA, 3676 nt
Organism: Ceratosolen solmsi marchali
Lineage: Eukaryota; Metazoa; Arthropoda; Insecta; Hymenoptera; Agaonidae
Product: polycomb protein Sfmbt
Exons: 11
Coding region: 709-3630 (973 amino acids)
Biological process (GO): negative regulation of DNA-templated transcription; heterochromatin formation
Cellular component (GO): nucleus
Molecular function (GO): zinc ion binding; chromatin binding
Source: RefSeq, a predicted model, not a curated record
GCAUUCCCAUUGCAGUUCCGAUAGCAACGCAUGAUUCAAAGAAACCGCCACAAAGGGCAGUGAAUGGAAGCGGAGGAGUCGAACGCGGCAGCACCUCCACGCGUAGACCAAAAGGCUGUCGCGGAGGGGCUGCAGCGCUGCGUAUAGACCGAGCAAGCCUUCAGAUUUCGGAUUUUGGUCUGCGGCUUAUGGUUACGGCGGGUAAUAUUUUUUCAAGAUUGAAUGUGGGUUGAAGUGCGUUGUCACCGUUGUUUGGUUCCUAUUUUUCAGUCAUUGUUCACGAUUUCUGUGGACGGAGACGCAAGUCAAAAAAGUUCAGUGGAGUGAGUAUACCAGAAACAAGGAGAAGGAAGGAGACAUAAGAAAGAAGAGGAUAUGCGUCCUUUCUUUGGCUGCAGCGCCUCCCUCGCUGUCGUACGAAGACGCUUAUCCGUGAGGUAAGGGGACCCUUGCGAAUGAUAGUCCUGCAAGACCGCGCCACUAUUAUGCCCAGCGGCGUCGGGAUGAAGAAAGAAGCGCGUCGCGCGCAGCAGCAGCGGGAGCAGUACCGUGAAGAGCGCCGGUAAUAUUCGGCCGGGCGCUCGAGACCGGAGCCGCGUUAUACCGAAGAGAGAAAGCUAUAGUCUAAAGGCAAUUAGCGCAGUGAAAACCAAGGGCACGGGCCAUCCCAAGAAGACCAUCGCUGGUUACUUAACUCAUUAGACAAUCAUGGACAUGCAGGCUCCCAAUGUUUAUGCAGCUAUUCCUGGCAUGCCAGAGCUUGGCAUGGUCUGGAUGGGAGACAUGAUGGUUCAUAACGAUCCAACACAAGAACUUAUGAUAGAUCCCAGACAAGCAGAAAGCUCAUUUUAUUCUCAUGGACCUCAUUCUUUUGAUGAUAUAAGAAAUCAUCAAAUUCCACCAACUACUAUGGUGCGAUAUUUGGCUCCACAAUUUCAUAAUGAAUGUUCGGAAUCAGAAGAACCCAUGGAAGGUGUGGAUGUUCAAGAUAUUCAACAAGAGUAUGAUCAAACUGAUGGACAAGAAAUGAAUGAAUAUCUUGGUCUGGAAGAUUAUACGGUCGAUGAAGAAAGAGAGCAAGUAGUGAGUAAUGCAGCCACACAAACACAAGAUAUUCGAAAUCGUAAAAUUAAACCUAUUAAGCAUCCAGGCUUAGUUUUAAAAACACCGAUAGCAUACCAACCUCAUACAGAUUUAAAUUUCAUACCAAUUCGGAAAGAUGGUAUAGCUGUUUGUGAAAAGUGUGGUGCUAUUGGAGUAAAACACGCUUUUUAUACAAAAGAACGACGAUUUUGUAGUCGAGCAUGUGCUCGAUCCUCAGAGCAUACAGCACCUCAUGCAGAUUCAACUUAUAGUCCAACUCAUUCCAUAGAGCAAAAUGUAGAUAUUAAUUUAUCAAAUGAUGUAAAACCAUUGAGUAAGAUAUCUAUAAAAGAAGAAGUUAUUCAACCUAAGGAGCAGAUAAAAAAAGAGAAAAUAAAAGCAAUAAUACCAGCUGAACCAGUUAUGCCAGAAGAAUUGCCUGUCAGAAGAAAACGUACCGCUGAAAUGGCUGGAUCGUAUGAUUGGACACCUCAAUUAAAAACACCUGGUUUUUGUGCAGCUCCUGUUUCAUGUUUUAAACAUGCCCCGAUAUCGGAAAUAUGGGAUAAUAUAUCAGUUGGUAUGAAAGUAGAAGUAGAAAAUACUGACUGCGAUGAGGUUUGUGAAGCCUUUCCAGAUUCGUUUUGGGUAGCAACUGUUCUUCGUAUAUCUGGUUAUAGAGCUCUAUUAAGAUAUGAAGGCUUUGGUCACAGUGUUGAAAAGGAUUUCUGGGUCUCUCUUUGCUCAAAUGAUAUACAUCCUGUUGGUUGGUGUGCAACUAUAGGAAAACCACUCAUUCCACCAAAUACAAUAGCUAAUAAAUAUAAGGAUUGGAAGGAUUUUCUUAUGCGUCGACUAACAGGAGCUCGAACUCUCCCAACCAAUUUCUAUAGUAAAGUUAAUGAUAGUAUGAAAUCUCGCUUUCGUUGCGGCUUGCAUCUCGAGGUUGUUGAUAAAAAUCGUAUCUCUCAGGUGAAAGUAGCUACCAUUCAAAAAAUUGUAGGUAAACGUUUACACGUGCGUUACUAUGACUCGUCACCAGAGGAUAAUGGAUUCUGGUGCCACGAAGAUUCGCCUCUCAUUCAUGCAGUUGGUUGGGCGAAACAUAUCGGUCAAACCUUAGAUGCAUAUCCUGAAUAUUUACAACGCAUAGAAAUGGAAAAAUUAAGUGAGGAUGAUGCAAAGAGUGACCUUUUCUACGUGACCAAGAAUCAUUUGGCGCACUAUGGAUAUACUUUUCGGGAAGGAAUGAAAAUUGAAGCAAUUGAUCCACUGAAUCUAUCAGCCAUAUGUGCAGCUACAGUUAUGCAAGUACUGAAGGAUAGUUACAUUAUGAUAAGAAUCGACAGUUAUGAUGAAGAUACAAGUGGCUCUGAUUGGUUCUGCUAUCAUUCAUGUUCGCCUUGUAUUUUUCCGGUAGGAUUUUGUGCACAACACGGUUUACCAUUGACGCCACCAAAAGGGUACGAUCCAACGACGUUCACUUGGGAUUCUUAUCUAGAAGAGACUAAUACCAUACCUGCCCCAGCAGAACUUUUUAAUCGAGAAAUCCCGCAGCAUGGAUUUAUAGAGGGUAUGAGAUUAGAAGCUGCAGAUUUAAUGGAUCCUCGAUUGGUUUGUGUAGCAACAAUCACUAGAGUAAUUGGCAGAUUGCUAAGGGUUCAUUUCGAUGGAUGGGAAGAUGAGUAUGAUCAAUGGUUAGAUUGCCAAAGUCCUGAUAUCUAUCCAGUUGGAUGGUGUGACUUAGUUGAUCACAAAUUGGAAGGACCACGAGUACAUACAAAAAAUACUAGCCCUACAGUAAAAUCACCGAGAGGCCUUAAACGUAAGGGUAAACGAAAAUUAAGAAAAGUCGUCGGUAAUAAGCCCGCCUACGCGAAGAAUAUAUUACCACGUCAAUUGGAGCAACAGCAACAAACGAAUAAUCAACAUCAGCAGCAACAACAGCAGCAACAGCGUCGGUUGGCACGCGAACAUUAUGAUAGACAAUUAGGACCUACUCAAGGUACGAAAAUUGAACGCGAACGUGGUGAUCUUGAAAGCAGCAUACCUGAACAGGCUACAGCAAGAGAACCAGAACCAGCACAAGAGCCCGCGGGCCCGGAUCAAACUCUGCCUAGUCCAACCAGUGGCCAAGGACAAUCAACAAGCGACUCCCAAAAUGACCUUCAAGGUCCACCACCACCCAAGGAAAGGACUGCUACAUCCUACAUAAACGUGACUGCUACAAGUAGCAAAUACAUCCCAAGACUGGCAGAUGGUUUGCAAAAAAAUUCCGAGCUAGGAGAAUUGGUGCCAGUUGAAUGGAACGUCUUCGAUGUAGCCCAAUUUUUACGUGUUAAUGAUUGCGCUACAUACUGCGACAAUUUCAGCAAACGGAAGAUUGACGGUAAGAUGUUGCUAACCCUCACCAAGGAUCAAAUUAUUGACCUUACUGGUUUUAAAGUCGGACCGUCAUUAAAAAUCUUCGAUCUCAUACAGCAGUUGAAAAUCAAAGUGAACCCCGCUCAAGAAAGGUUAAAACUAGGACUAAAAAAAAUAUUGUAACGAUUAGUAGUUAUAAUUAUUUAAAAGGGAUUUUGUACUAAAAGUA